Mangifera indica (mango) is the source of this 877-nucleotide messenger RNA. RefSeq names its product germin-like protein subfamily 1 member 13. Gene Ontology annotation, molecular function: manganese ion binding. The record is from RefSeq and is a predicted model, not a curated record. The transcript is spliced from 2 exons. Bases 40 to 690 code for a protein of 216 amino acids. NCBI's taxonomy places the organism in Eukaryota, Viridiplantae, Streptophyta, Magnoliopsida, Sapindales, Anacardiaceae. Gene Ontology annotation, cellular component: cell wall.
UAAUAACAAUACGUGAAGAAUAGAGAGAGCAUAAUCACAAUGAAAAGUUUUAUUCAAGCUUUUAUCUUCUUGGCCUUAGCUUCCUCAUUUGCCACCGCAUUUGAUCCCAGUCCUCUUCAGGACUUCUGUGUAGCCAUCGAUGAACCAAAGAACGCUGUGUUUGUGAAUGGAAAGUUCUGCAGGGAUCCCAAGCUCGUCAAAGCUGAAGACUUUUACUUUUCAGUUAAAACGCCUGGAAACACAAAUAAUCCAGUUAAUUCUAAUGUUACAGCCGUAAAUGUCAAUCAAAUUCCAGGACUUAACACUCUUGGCAUAUCAGCUGCCCGCAUUGACUUUGCACCUUACGGCCAAAAUCCACCUCACACUCACCCUCGUGCCACCGAGAUUCUUGUUGUCCUGGAGGGUACUCUUCUUGUUGGGUUCGUCACUUCCGAUCCCAACCACACACUCAUCAGCAAAGUUCUUAAUAAGGGUGAUGUGUUCGUGUUCCCCAUUGGUCUUAUCCACUUCCAAUUCAAUAUCGGAAAAACGAAUGCUGUUGCAUUUUCUGGUUUGAGCAGCCAAAACCCCGGUCUGAUUACUAUUGCCAACGCGGUAUUUGGAUCAAAUCCUCCAAUUAAUCCAGAUUUUCUUGCCAAGGCUUUCCAGUUGGACGUAAACAUGGUGAAAGAUCUCCAGAAAAAGUUCUAGAUAGACAGCAAGAUAAUUUUUUCGAUUGCAUGAAAGUAGCUUCUACAAUUUCAAUAUAUUUAUAAUAUGUGCUUUUCCUAAUACUUAUUGACGUGUGGUAGUGAUGUAAUAAAGGUGUUACAUUUUUUAUGUACCUCCAGUCAGUUUCCAUGGUUUUCUUACUGAUAUAACUAAAUUUGAUUGCAUU